Sphaerodactylus townsendi is the source of this 1267-nucleotide messenger RNA. It is a transcript of the gene ANXA13, whose product is annotated as annexin A13. The transcript has 11 exons. Gene Ontology annotation, molecular function: calcium-dependent phospholipid binding; calcium ion binding. The record is from RefSeq and is a predicted model, not a curated record. Gene Ontology annotation, cellular component: cytoplasm. Lineage: Eukaryota; Metazoa; Chordata; Lepidosauria; Squamata; Sphaerodactylidae. Bases 23 to 973 code for a protein of 316 amino acids.
GGCUCUUGAAGGCGAAGGAGACAUGGGCAACUUUCAUCCAACCAUUCGACGGCAUCACGAUUUCAACGCAGAGCGAGAUGCCAAAAAGAUACAUAAAGCUUGCAAAGGGAUGGGGACCGAUGAAAAGGUUAUCAUUGAGCUCCUGUCCACGCGUUCAUCAGACCAAAGGCAACAAAUGAAACAGACAUUCAAGACCAUAUAUGGCAAGGAUCUGGAAGAAGUUCUUAAAGGAGAGCUGAGCGGGAACUUUGAAAAGGCAGCAUUGGCCCUUCUGGACAGGCCAUGUGAAUAUGACGCCAGAGAACUUCGAAAAGCAAUGAAAGGAGCAGGGACUGAUGAAUCUAUACUAAUCGAGAUCCUUUGUACAAGGGUGAACCAGCAAAUCAUAGCCAUAAAGGAUUCCUACAAAAAUAUUUUCAGCAGGGAUCUGGAAUCUGAUGUUCAAAGUGAGACAAGUGGAUCCCUAAGAAAGAUCCUUCUGUCUGUCCUGAAGGCUAACAGAGAGGAAGUGUUGGAGAUCAAUGAGAACCUAGCUAAAACCGAUGCUAAGGACCUUUACGAAGCAGGAGAAGGUCGCUGGGGGACAGAUGAACUGGCUUUCAAUGAUGUCUUGGCAAAGAGGAAUUACCUGCAGCUCAGAGCUACUUUUGAGGCCUACAAGCAGUUGACUGGCAAAGACAUCGAGGAUGCUAUUAGCAGCGAAACGUCUGGAGAUCACAAGAAGGCUUAUUUAACUCUUGUAAGGUGUGCAAGAGAUUGCCAAGGAUACUUUGCUACCCGUCUCUACGAGGCUAUGAAGGGAGCAGGAACGGAUGAAGAAACUUUGAUUCGCAUCCUGGUGGCAAGGGCUGAGAUUGACCUUCAAACAAUCAAGGAGGAGUUCCAGAAAAUGUACCACAAAUCUCUGGCCGAAGCCAUCCGAUCUGAUACUUCAGGAGACUUUCGGAAGCUGCUGGUCGCGCUGCUGCAUUAAGAAAGCAACCCUGAGUAUAUCAACUUGGAAUUAAGUGCCGUUGUAUUUAAUGGUAUUUUGUCCCAGGAAGGUGUUCUUAGGAUAGCUCUUUAAGGAUGUGUAAUUCUUAUCCAUGAGCAAGCCCCAGUAAUUGAGUUGGAACUUUCUUCUGAGUAAGCAUGCACAGGACUGCACUGUGCAUCACAAGAGCUAGCUACAUCAUAUGGUUCUUUUAUAAUAGAUAGGAAGUAUUGUUAUCCCUGAAAUAAGUCAGAUUUAUUUCUUUUUAUAACCACAAAAUAUGUUUCUGCGUAA